Messenger RNA from Meloidogyne enterolobii, 552 nucleotides. Lineage: Eukaryota; Metazoa; Nematoda; Chromadorea; Rhabditida; Meloidogynidae. The record is from the annotation of a GenBank genome assembly.
AUGUCUAAAGCAAACGCUGUCAGUAUCGAUCUUGGAACAACUUAUUCGUGCGUCGGUGUAUUCCAGCAUGGAAAAGUUGAAAUCAUUGCUAACGAUCAAGGAAAUCGCACGACUCCAUUUUAUGUGGCCUUCACGUACACCGAACGUCUGAUUGGCGGCGCUGCUAAAAAUCAAGUGGCAAUGAAUCCGUCGAACACUGUUUUUGACGCCAACCGCUUGAUUGGACGCAAGUUUGACGAUCCAGCCGUUCAAUCCGACAUGAAGCAUUGGCCGUUCAAGGUUAUUCAACGAGAAGGUGCUCGUCCAAAAAUCCAAGUGGAGGUUAAAGGAGAAAUGAAGACGUUCUUCCCUGAGGAAACAGCCGAAGCAUUUUUGGGACAAACCGUGAAAGAUGCUGUCAUCACUGUGCCUGCAUACUUCAACGACAGUCAACGCCAAGCCACAAAGGAUGCUGGAACGAUUUCUGGACUUAAUGUUUUGCGUAUCAUCAACGAGCCAACUGCUGCGGCCAUUGCUUAUGGUUUGGAUAAGAAGGGGAGCGAAAUGUUCUGA